CAACUGUUCCGAAGUCAGCCUCAAGGAGCCACGCCACAGCAGUUGCAGCUACUGCAGCAACAACAGCAGCAGCAACAACAGCAGUAUCUGGCUGCCUCGCAAGCCCAGCAGCAACAGCAACAGCAACAACAACAGAACUUUCCCACGGCGCCGUAUACCGUGAUCAGUGGACAGGAACCGUACGUCGGGGCAUUGAUAGCCGGUGCGCCUCCUCCAGUGGUGCCACAGUAUUAUGGAGUCGCGCCGUGGGUUUAUCCAGCCGGAUUGCUGCCGCAGGCACCUCCUCAAGCUGCCGCCCCGCCGCCACCCAGGCGACCGCUGACACCAUCCUCGGCCGCAGCCGCGGCAGCUGCCGCUCAAGACACUGCAAAUAAUUUGGCCCAGACUGUUCAGGGACAGUAUCAGGUGAUCCCGGCGUAUUACGAUCAGAAUGGAUCCAUCGUGAUGGGCGGAGUACGGGGAUUGAGCUCGGCGGCGACUCCCAUGAGAUUAGUCAGUCCGGCACCUGUUUUGGUAAAUAGAGCUCCGUCGCAGCCACCACCGGGACCACCAGCUCCACCACCGCCGAGUCUAUAUUCUCAACCAACCCCUACGUCUCACAGUAAUGCAACGCCCGGUGAAUGUUUGGGUCUGGCGGCGUGCAGUGCAGCAGCAGUGGUUGCACAGGCUCAAGCAGUCGCGGUGCAGCAGGCACAGCAGCAAGGAUCAGGACUAGCCGCAGGUUUAGCUGCACUAGGAUAUGGCGGCUCCCCUCUGGGAGCGUUGGGUUCGCCCGCUCAGCUUCAGAGCACAGGUCUAGGCCUCGGCGCUUCAUCAACUGCACGAAGAGAUUCAUUCGAUAGGAACACGUCUGCUUUUAGCCCUAGCUUGGAAUACAGUCGCGCAAAGUGGCCUCAGAGUUACGGAGCCCUAGGCACGGUAACGGCAUCGCCAAGCCCAUUAGGAUUAUCCCUAACACCACCGCCAACUUUGGGUGGGUCUUUAGGUGGACUCGUCGGUGGUCCCAGUCGAGUAUCUGCUGCUCCCGGCGCUGAAGCCAAGUUCCGUGCUAGCGCAGUUCCGGCAUUAACAGCAAACGGGGUUUUCGGUUCAAGUAGUUCUCUUUUCCCGAACUUGGUGGGCAAACCUGGCCGCGGCGGUACGACCAGCAUCGGCGACAAAAACGCCGGUGGACGGUCCCGCUUGUUGGAGGACUUUAGAAAUAACCGAUUCCCGAGUCUUCAGCUACGUGAUCUGGCCAAUCAUAUAGUCGAAUUCAGUCAAGAUCAGCACGGUUCCCGUUUUAUUCAGCAGAAAUUAGAACGUGCCUCCGCCAGCGAAAAGCAGCUUGUGUUCCAAGAGAUCCUUACUUCUGCUUAUUCAUUGAUGACCGAUGUUUUCGGAAAUUAUGUUAUUCAGAAGUUCUUUGAAUUCGGUACGCCGGAACAAAAAUCCACGCUUGCCCAAAAGGUUCGAGGACACGUACUGCCCUUGGCACUGCAGAUGUACGGUUGUAGAGUGAUUCAGAAAGCUCUCGAAUCGAUCGGACCGGAACAACAGCAAGAAAUCGUUCGAGAACUGGACGGUCACGUAUUGAAAUGCGUUAAAGAUCAAAAUGGAAAUCAUGUUGUGCAAAAGUGUAUCGAAUGCGUGGAACCACGAGCACUGCAGUUCGUAAUCGGAGCUUUCGCUGGUCAGGUGUAUUCCUUGAGUACUCAUCCUUAUGGGUGCAGAGUGAUCCAACGUAUUCUCGAGCACUGUACCCCUGAACAAACUCAGGGCAUUCUUCAAGAAUUACAUGCUGCUACUGAUCAGCUCAUUCAAGAUCAGUAUGGUAAUUACGUGAUCCAGCAUGUGCUCGAACAUGGAAAGCCGGAAGAUAAAGCGCAGUUGAUUAGCAGUGUCAGGGGUAAAGUACUUACUCUUUCUCAACAUAAAUUUGCAAGCAACGUCGUUGAAAAAUGUGUGACCCAUGCCACGAGACAAGAGCGUGCUGUACUCAUUGAGGAAGUAUGCGGAUUUAACGACAACGCAUUAAACGUCAUGAUGAAGGAUCAGUAUGCCAACUACGUGGUUCAGAAAAUGAUCGAUGUAGCAGAACCUGCACAACGGAAAGUAUUGAUGCACAAGAUCCGCCCACAUUUAGGUAGCUUGCGCAAGUACACCUACGGCAAGCACAUCAUUGUCAAGUUAGAGAAAUUUUUCAUGAAAACUGCAUCCGCAAUGGGGGUGGCAACACCUGCUGGUGCUUCGAGUGGUGGAGGUGAUCUUGGUCCUAUCGGACCGCCUGCUUCUGCUGCUGGUCCAGUAUCUACACCAGCUCAGCAGCCAACGCAGGUUUUAUAAGCGUACGAUUUCGGAAAGUAACAACUUGAGGAUCUUUGUACGUUUAAGGAAACACGUACCAAGACCUACGUAAUAUUUAUGCAACAACGUAUCGCCAUUUAAUUUUUAAUGGACGAGAAAAGAAAAAAAGAAUGCAUUUCGAUGGUGUGCCGUCUGUCACGUUGUCUUUUCUUGAAGCUAUAAAGCUG
This is a messenger RNA of Heterotrigona itama, 2513 nucleotides long. The record is from the annotation of a GenBank genome assembly. NCBI's taxonomy places the organism in Eukaryota, Metazoa, Arthropoda, Insecta, Hymenoptera, Apidae.